GACAUAACCAGCCAACAGUAGGGCAGUCCCUCCGCAAACCUUUUGUUUGGUGAUUCACAGCAGAGGACACGUUCGGGGAAUGAAGGGAGGUUUUCUAAAACCGUGUUAGGGAUUAUAUUUUUUUCGAGACUUACAGUAAUUUAAAUAAGGCUUACACCAUGGCGGGGGAGAGACGAUGCUGCGGGCUUAUUUGUGUUUUAUUUUUCUUGCUGAUUUUCGGAAAACGGGCCGUGGCUGAGCUGAGGUACUCCAUUCAGGAGGAGAUGAGAGAAGGGACCAUCGUGGGAAAUGUUGCUAAGGACCUUGGUCUGGAUAAAUCCAUUUUAACCUAUAGACGGCUGCGAGUUGUUGCGGGAUCUGACGAUGCCUUUUUCGAUUUAAAUUCGGACAGRGGCGCUUUACAGGUUCGUAAAAAAAUUGACAGAGAGGAGCUUUGUCAGGGUAGUGGCGCAUGCGUGAUGGAGCUAAAAAUACUCAUUGAAAACCCGUUAGAAAUGCACCAUGUUAUUGUAGAAAUUGUUGAUGUGAAUGAUCACUCGCCCACUUUUCCUGAAACGCAUCAGCACUUUGAAAUAGCUGAGCACACAUCGGUCGGAACGCGGUUCCAGCUGCAGGCGGCCCGUGAUCCAGAUMCGGGAGUGAACACCAUUCGCACUUACACUCUGUCUUCUAAUGAUCACUUCGAAAUAGAUUUAAGCCAAAGUGAUGACGACAAAAUACCAUUUUUAGUGCUGAGAAAAGCWUUGGACAGAGAACAAAAUAAUGAACAUUUGUUAUUUUUAACUGCAGUUGAUGGAGGCAAACCUCCAAAAUCAGGAACACUGAACGUUUCUAUUAUUGUUCUGGACAGUAAUGACAACCGACCGUCCUUUAGUCAGAACAAUUAUCAAAUAGAAWUAUACGAAAAUGUCACUGUUGGCACAGUUGUGGCUAAAAUUAAUGCAGUAGACCCAGACGAAGGAGUUAAUGGAGAYAUUAUAUAUAGUCUCAGCAAAGUAUUAGCAAGUAAAGUGCAUACAAUAUUUGAGCURGACAGUUUGACAGGAGAAAUCAAAUUAAAGGGAUCUUUGGAUUUCGAAGAAUCUGACAUUUACAAACUUGAUAUUGAAGCAUCUGACAAAGGAACACCUCCGUUGUUGGGAAGAUGUAGAAUGAUAAUGAAAAUAAAAGACGUGAAUGAUAAUUCYCCACAAAUUGACGUCACAUCUUUAUCCAACACUGUAUCUGAAGACUCAAAACCAGGCACAGUGGUUUCACUCGUCAGUGUUACAGAUAAAGACUCUGGAAUGAAUGGGAAAAUUAUUUUAAGCAUAACAAAUAAUGUUCCGUUUGAAUUAAAACCGUCUUAUAAAGAAAAUAUAUAUUCCCUUGUUACAAAACAGCAUUUGGAUCGAGAAAAAGUGUCACGUUAUGAAAUCAUACUGCGAGCCACUGAUUGUGGAGACCCUCAGUUAUCUACUAUUAAAUCCAUCCAUAUUCAGAUUUCGGAUGUGAAUGACAACAGUCCUAGAUUCGAGCAAACUCCGUUACAGUUUUAUCUGUCUGAAAAUAACGUGGCAGGAGGAUCAAUUUUCUCUGUCAGCGCUUCGGACAAUGAUGUCAAUGAAAACGCAGCCAUUUCGUAUCAAAUAGCGAGGCAGAAUGACGUCACGUCAUUCCUUAACAUUAACUCAGAAAACGGACAAAUAUCAGCGCUAAAAAGCUUCGACUUUGAAACUCUGAAAACUUUCCAGUUCCAAGUUGUGGCCACAGAUUCUGGAGCUCCGUCUCUGAGCAGCAACGUGACAGUGAACGUGUUCAUUCUGGAUCAG
Messenger RNA from Austrofundulus limnaeus, 1811 nucleotides. RefSeq names its product protocadherin alpha-10. Gene Ontology annotation, cellular component: plasma membrane. The record is from RefSeq and is a predicted model, not a curated record. Gene Ontology annotation, biological process: homophilic cell-cell adhesion. The transcript has a single exon. NCBI's taxonomy places the organism in Eukaryota, Metazoa, Chordata, Actinopteri, Cyprinodontiformes, Rivulidae. Gene Ontology annotation, molecular function: calcium ion binding. The annotation marks the transcript as partial.